This is a messenger RNA of Thermothielavioides terrestris NRRL 8126, 300 nucleotides long. RefSeq lists its product as uncharacterized. The record is from RefSeq and is a predicted model, not a curated record. The annotation marks the transcript as partial. The transcript has a single exon. NCBI's taxonomy places the organism in Eukaryota, Fungi, Ascomycota, Sordariomycetes, Sordariales, Chaetomiaceae.
CAGCAGCAGCAGCAAGCAUGGACCUCUGAUCCGCACAUCUACACUGAAGGAGAAUGGAGGUACAUUGUCCUUUCGCCGGGGCAAACAGUGUUGUUCCCGUCGGGCAAUGUCCACUUCGUCUUCAGAGCACAGGGGGAGCAGACAUUUGCGCUAGGUGACCACAUCCUCCAGUGGUCUAGCAUUGAUCAAUGGCUGGAGGUGGUCGUCUCUCAAGUGAAGAAUCCCGAGAUCACGAACUUGGACAUUGAACUCGACGUGUCGAAGUACGUUGAGAUUGUCAAGGGGUUUGUGGAAAAUCGG